ACAUCCGGGAAAGAAUCUUCUAUUUUUCAUUCUCUUCAUUUUCUGAGAGAGGGUUAUUUGUUAUUGUAUAUGCAUUUAGUGGAUGUUACAGGGAGAAAAUAACACAGGUUGAGAUAUGUCAAAAUAAGGCUGCAUUUGGAGAAAGUAAACUAGCACUUGACGUCCUGUUGUGAAUUACAGUUGAACCAGACAGAAGCAGGCAGCCGACGUCAUUAUCCAUUUGAACUGUAUCGGACCGAAAAUGGCCACGUUAAAACAACAAGAUACUCUGAUGGAAUGCUUGAGUUGCAGCCAUCUUAAGACCGCAGAAAUUUGGAUUGCGCUUGAGCCGUUAGUGUCUACAGAAAAUGAGAUUUCAAUCUACAGACUUGAAUCUAUCGCAGGACGCUAUGAGUGCACAAUAUCAGGGCUGCGCUGGGUAUGUGAGAGCAAAGUCACACUUCUGUACCACUUCAGCUCUUGGGAUCCUCACAGGGCAGUGCUACAAAGCAUGGGGUACAGGCAAGCAGGCCCCCUACUGGACAUCAAAAUCAUUGAAGGAAAACUGAAAGAAGUGCAUCUGCCACAUUUUGCCUGUUUUGGUGCACGUAUGGAUAUCAACUAUACUGAACAAGACAUUGUUUUAUUUACCUGGGAAUUCUCAAUACAUAUGAAAAUAAAUGUUUUAAUCAAACUGAUAAUGUUUCUGUCCAUUUUAGGGGUUGGAGAUCGUUAUGAUCCCUCUAUAAAGCAGAAAGUGAGAGUUCUUCAUGUAGAAGGCCGUGGUGUGUCCAUAGAACAAGUGGAUAAGGUCACCCGCUUCCACGUCAAGAUUCUCCAUCCAUCUUUCUCUCUGAGAGGUGUUAUCCUGCAGGCAUUAGGGUGUUCCGUGCACUGUGACUUGCAGAUCUACCGAGCCAAGACAGCACACCUCACGCUACAUGCUUAUCUGAUGCCAUGUGAUCCUGCACUAACACAGGCAGUGGAGAAACAGGAGAAGUGUCAUGGAUCCACAAGGAUCCUAAAACCAAGACCAGAGAAGUCCCAAUGGUUGACUAGUGAUUUCUACCUCACAACAUCCUGUCCUUCUGAUGUUAACCCUCGUAGAUUGGAGCUCGCACAUGUUGACCCACCAAACUUCUUUGAGGUGUUUAUAAGAGACGCAGAUUUAGACUUCAGUCUGAACCUAAGCUGUAAAAGUCGUAAACAAACCAUAUGGAACCACGAAAUACGAGCAGCUGAAUACAGGGGUUCCAUCUUGACCUCAGACCAGCACUUUGUGGACCUCCACCAGACAGCCCUGAUUGACAGAGUGAGCCAAGUCGGUCCCAUCUUGGACAGACUCCUGAAGAGUGGAGUCAUCACUGCUGAUGGCUACAGUGACGUGAUAGCUGAAAGAAAUAACCAGAAGAAGAUGAGGGCACUCUUUGAUGGGCCCUUAAAAGGGUGUGGCCCCGAAUGCAAAGAUCGGUUCUUAGAGAUCCUGACAGAGCUGGAGCCAUACCUAAUCAAUCACCUGAAGCUGGAAUGAUGAGCUAGGUUG
Molecule: messenger RNA, 1522 nt
Organism: Oncorhynchus kisutch (coho salmon)
Lineage: Eukaryota; Metazoa; Chordata; Actinopteri; Salmoniformes; Salmonidae
Product: NACHT, LRR and PYD domains-containing protein 1b allele 3
Exons: 7
Coding region: 242-1510 (422 amino acids)
Biological process (GO): regulation of apoptotic process; inflammatory response; innate immune response
Source: RefSeq, a predicted model, not a curated record